CACUAAUUCCAGACCGCAGAGUAGUUAAAGUCAAUAUAAAGUACCUCCUAAAUAAUGCUCAAUAUUUUUAUAAAACAAAUGGCAAUUUUUGUAUAGACGGGCGUAAUAGGCGUUAGUUGUGUCCAAUAAGAAAUGGCGUCAAAUAUUGAAGUUCCUCGUAACUUUCGACUAUUGGAAGAACUUGAGGAAGGUCAAAAAGGAGGUGAUGGAACUGUUAGUUGGGGUUUAGAAAGUGAUGACGAUGUGGAUCUGGUACGCUGGACUGGAAUGAUUCUAGGACCACCAAGGACUUGUUAUGAAAAUCGAAUUUACAAUUUGAAUAUUCGAUGUGGCAGUAAAUAUCCACAUGAGCGUCCAACAUGCACAUUUACAACUAAAAUCAACAUGACUGGUGUGGACAGCAAUGGCAAUGUUGAUGCAAGAAUAUCACCAAUGUUGUCAAAGUGGCAAAAGUCAUAUACUAUAAAAACACUAUUGACCGAGUUGCGUAGGUCCAUGACACUAAAAGAAAAUGCUAAGUUGGCACAGCCUCCAGAAGGUUCAAAAUAUUGAAAAUCUUAAGUUGGCACAGCCUCAAGAAGAUUCCAAACAUUGAAAAAUCUCUAGAAUGUAAUUGCUUGCAUUUAAAAACGCUGCUUUGUUUUUGUUUUUUUAAUCUAUAAUUUGUACUUUGUAUUUCGAAUUAAUUUUUUUUUUCUUUUUUUAAGUCAAAACUUAACUUUUUCAAAGAUAAUAGACUUUUUAUUGACGCGAAUUACGGUUUAUCUUUAUUUUAUUUUUUUGUUGCUGUUGUCGUUGUUUUUUUUAUUGAAAGAUUUGCGUUAAAUUGUUAGUAGUACAUUAGUAUUCCAAAAAAUGGUAGUAAUUAAUUUUUUUCGCCAGAAAAAUUUUGGGGGUAUUAUUGUUGAUAUGUAUGUAUGUAUAUGUUUAAAUAUAUGUAUAUAUAUAUA
This is a messenger RNA of Hydra vulgaris (swiftwater hydra), 950 nucleotides long. Its product is annotated as ubiquitin-conjugating enzyme E2 variant 2. Gene Ontology annotation, cellular component: nucleus. NCBI's taxonomy places the organism in Eukaryota, Metazoa, Cnidaria, Hydrozoa, Anthoathecata, Hydridae. Gene Ontology annotation, biological process: protein K63-linked ubiquitination; DNA damage tolerance. The record is from RefSeq and is a predicted model, not a curated record.